This is a messenger RNA of Ziziphus jujuba (common jujube), 1824 nucleotides long. Its product is annotated as UDP-glycosyltransferase 76B1. The record is from RefSeq and is a predicted model, not a curated record. The coding region runs from base 313 to 1668 and encodes 451 amino acids. Gene Ontology annotation, molecular function: UDP-glycosyltransferase activity. The transcript is spliced from 2 exons. Lineage: Eukaryota; Viridiplantae; Streptophyta; Magnoliopsida; Rosales; Rhamnaceae.
GAUUUUAGGUGAAAAAUAUGGACUCUGCUACUUGCAUGCAUUAAUUUUCCAUUAUGCACUCUGCUACUUGCAUGCAUUUAUAUAUACACUGAAUUAGAUCAAUUUCGAAUUCUAUAAGCCUUUUUACUAAAGAGUGGGAGCAAAUAUAUGAAUAACAAAUAAAUUGUAUAUCUAAUAUCCUGUUUCUGCUUUGGACAUACGCUUAUUUGCUGAUACGGAGGAUCCCGCUUGUCUAUAUAAAGAAAUAGAGGACAAAUUGCUAACAAGCUUGGGAAAUCAAACUCACUGAAGAAUCAAAUAGAGAUCCACAACAUGCAGCAAAGACUAGGCCAGCAAAUAAUACUGUUCCCACUGCCACUGCAAGGACAUCUGAACCCCAUGCUUCAGCUUGCAAACCUACUUUAUUCCAAAGGCUUUUCCAUCACCAUCGUCCACACAGAGUUCAACUCUCCGAACCCUGCAAACCACCCCAACUUCACCUUCCAUGCAAUUGCGGACGGUUUGAAAGGAAGCCAAGCAUCCACUCAAGAUUCUGUGGUGCUCGUUUCCCUCCUCAACAUUAACUGCUUUACACCAUUCCAUGAUUGGUUAUCCGAGUUGUUGUCUUCCAAAAUUUCUGAUGGAGAAUCCAUUACUUGCUUGAUCACUGAUGCCAUUUGGCACUUUGCUCAAGGCGUUGCAGAUCGCCUUAAUAUCCCACGGCUUGUAUUGAAGACCUCCAGUGUCUCCUCCUUUGCUGGUUUCGCUGCUAUUCCGCUUCUGCUUGAAAAGGGCUACCUUCCCAAACGAGAAUCUCUACUAGAAGAGCCUGUACCUGAGCUUCCACCGCUUAGAGUGAAAGAUCUUCCCGUGAUCAAAACGCAUGAUCCAGAGGACUUUUAUGGAUUGAUGUCUAGUGUGGAGAGAGAAACAAAUGCCUCAGCGGGAAUCAUUUGGAACACCUUUGAACAACUUGAAGAAACCUCAUUGAACAAACUCCGGCAGGAGAUAGGCAUCCCCAUAUUUCCCGUAGGACCAUUGCACAAGUUCUUUACCGCAUCUUCAAGUAGACUACUGGCACAAGACCUGAGCUCCAUCUCCUGGCUAAACCAGCAAGCAACCAAUACUGUACUUUAUGUGAGUUUUGGGAGCUUAGCAACAAUUACGGAAACUGAAUUCUUGGAGAUAGCUUGGGGUCUGGCCAAUAGUAAGCAACCCUUCUUGUGGGUUGUCCGACCAGGGUUGGUAUGCAACUCAGAAUGGCUUGAACCAUUGCCAAAAGGGUUCCUGAAAAUGGUAGGAGGAAGAGGAAAAAUUAUAAAGUGGGCACCACAACAGGAGGUGUUGGCUCACCCUGCGAUUGGAGGAUUUUGGACUCAUAGUGGAUGGAAUUCCACAUUAGAGAGCUUGUGUGAAGGGGUUCCAAUGAUAUGUUUUCCUUGUAUUGGCGAUCAAAUGGUGAAUUCGAGAUAUGUUAGCCAUAUUUGGAAAGUUGGUGUAAGCUUAGAGAAGAGGCUAAAGAGAGAGGAGAUAGAAAGAGAAAUUAGAAGAGUAAUGGUAGAGAACGAAGGGCAGGAAAUGAGGGAGCGAAUAAUGUAUUGGAAAGAGAAGCUAAAUUCUUGCUCAAGGCAAGGUGGCUCUUCUUACAACUAUUUGGAGAGUUUGGCUGCAUAUAUUUCGUCAUUCUAGUAUGGCAAUAUCUUCGUAAAUCCUCUGUUUUUUGCUUUAGCUUUUCUCUGUGUUUGAGAUAUAUAAUUCUGUUGCGCUGAUAAAUGUUGGAUGCUCCUAUUAGCUUGUCACAAUCCUGUCAAAUUUAGUAAUGAAGAAAAAGAUUGUUCCUAUCAA